Molecule: messenger RNA, 267 nt
Organism: Scutellospora calospora
Lineage: Eukaryota; Fungi; Glomeromycota; Glomeromycetes; Diversisporales; Gigasporaceae
Source: the annotation of a GenBank genome assembly
UCACUUGGUUUUAUAGGUAUAGAUGAUAAAUGCAUUCUCUCUGAUGAUCAGAUAAAAGUUAUAUUUGAGGCAUCUCGUAAAAAAUUUAUAGAAAUUCGAAGUCAAUCUUUAUUGUUCUUUGGCUUUAGGUCUUGUGCAAAAGAAAUACCAGAUCUUAAAUCAGCUAUAAAGAAUCUUUUUGAAUAUGUUGAGCAUAAAAUUUCUAACUCGUCUAAUAGUAUGAUUGAUGAAAAAGAUUUACCUUUAGAAAUACCAGCUCGAGAUUAA